Molecule: messenger RNA, 3504 nt
Organism: Herpailurus yagouaroundi (jaguarundi)
Lineage: Eukaryota; Metazoa; Chordata; Mammalia; Carnivora; Felidae
Gene: ORC4
Product: origin recognition complex subunit 4
Exons: 15
Coding region: 268-1578 (436 amino acids)
Biological process (GO): DNA replication; DNA replication initiation
Cellular component (GO): nucleus; nuclear origin of replication recognition complex
Molecular function (GO): ATP hydrolysis activity; ATP binding; DNA replication origin binding
Source: RefSeq, a predicted model, not a curated record
GGUGAAGCUGAGCUGACUACGCGGCCCGGGGCGCUUGUGAAGCGGUUCCUGUGGUGGCUAGAUUGCUGCUCUGCCGUGAUCAUAGGUAUACAAUACGAUGAGUAAUUAUUAAGUGAACACUGAGUGAUCACUACCACAGUCAAGAACUAGAACGUUCCUAGUACUGGAGACCUACUCCUCCCCCCAUCAAUUCCUGAAUAUUCCUCCUGCCUCACCACUACAAGAGGUUAACAGCAACCGGAUUUUUAUGGAUUUCAGUUUGUUGAAAUGAGCAGUCGUAAAUCAAAGAGUAACAACUUAAUACAUGCAGAGCUCCUUUCACAGGUACAAAGAGUUUUACGGGAAAGAUUUUGUCAUCAAAGCCCACAUAGUAACUUAUUUGGAGUACAAGUACAAUACAAACACUUAAUUGAGCUGCUAAAAAGAACUGCUAUCCAUGGAGAAAGUAACUCUGUUCUCAUUAUUGGGCCCCGAGGAUCAGGAAAGACCACGUUAAUAAACCAUGCUUUGAAAGAACUAAUGGAAAUAGAAGAAGUGAGUGAGAAUGUAUUACAAGUUCACCUAAAUGGACUGCUGCAGAUCAAUGAUAAAAUUGCCCUAAAGGAAAUCACAAGACAGUUAAAUCUGGAAAAUGUAGUUGGAGAUAAAGUUUUUGGAAGCUUUGCUGAAAACCUUUCAUUUCUUCUGGAAGCUUUGAAAAAAGGUGACAGGUCUAGUAGUUGCCCAGUAAUCUUCAUAUUAGAUGAAUUUGAUCUUUUUGCUCAUCAUAAAAACCAGACACUCCUCUAUAAUCUUUUUGACAUUUCUCAGUCUGCACAGACUCCACUAGCAGUUAUUGGUCUUACAUGUAGAUUGGAUAUUUUGGAACUCUUAGAAAAAAGAGUGAAGUCACGAUUUUCUCACCGGCAGAUACAUUUAAUGAAUUCAUUUGGUUUUCCACAAUAUCUUAAAAUAUUUAAAGAACAAUUAUCUCUACCUGCAGAAUUUCCAGACAAGCUCUUCACUGAGAAGUGGAAUGAGAGCAUUCAGUGUCUCACAGAAGAUAGAAGUGUGCGAGAAGUACUACAAAAGCAUUUCAAUGUCAGCAAAAACCUGCGGUCAUUACACAUGCUAUUGAUGCUUGCUUUAAAUCGCGUAACAACAUCACAUCCGUUUAUGACUGCAGCAGAUAUGAUGGAGGCCCACCAGUUCUGUAGCAUGGACUCUAAAGCAAAUAUCGUACAUGGUCUGUCAGUCUUGGAAAUCUGUCUUAUAAUAGCAAUGAAACAUUUAAAUGACAUCUAUGAAGAGGAGCCCUUUAAUUUUCAAAUGGUCUAUAAUGAGUUUCAGAAGUUUGUUCAAAGGAAGGCCCAUUCUGUUUAUAAUUUUGAGAAACCUGUUGUCAUGAAGGCUUUUGAACACUUACAACAAUUAGAAUUAAUAAGGCCCAUGGAAAGAACUUCAGUAAAUACACAGAGAGAAUACCAGCUGAUGAAACUACUUUUGGAUAAUACUCAAAUUAUGAAUGCUUUGCAGAAAUACCCCAACUGUCCUACAGAUGUUAGGCAGUGGGCAACAUCCUCACUAAGCUGGUUAUGAACAUAACCAGUGGCUUCACUUAUGGAGUUUCAGGCAUACUUCUCUAAGGAACUAAAAGCUAUUGUCCUUUAACAAGAUAUGUUAUUACAUUUUUUUAUAUUUAUAAAACUGUAUUUUUGUAUUUAUGGGAGACUGUUAUACAUGUAGGUCUUGGCUGUGUCUUGCCUUUGAAUCAUGAACAGUUACAUGAUUUAUAAUUCCAGUGGUUUAGAUUAUAUUGUAAGAGUUCAAAGAAAUAAAUGUGACUGUUUUAGGAAAUGAACCAUAUGCUUAUUUAACACUUGUCAAGUAUUUAUGUGGCAUAUAUAUUUGAAUAGUUCGUUCCAACCCAGCAGCCAAGUGUUUUUCACAAACCCUAAAGCAGUAAAGAAACAAUGGUAAGAGUUGUGGUGUAAUGAUGAGUAAUCUUUUUAUCCAAUGGGAAGUGCUGCAUUGUUUUUCUCUGUCCAUGGAAUUUUUGGUUUCUAUCCCAGACCCAGGUUUUCUAGCUCAGGAUACUGACCAGUUUGGCCAUAAGAUGGUUCACAUGGAAGAGAAAAGAGAAAAGUUUGAACAUUUUCUUCCAGGCUUCUCAAGGUGGUACUUAUAUCAUUUAUAGAAGAAUGCCUUGUAGAAUUUUUUUUACCAGGCAUAUUCUUGCACAUGUCAUAGGCCCAAAGGAUCCGAAUUUAGAAUGUGUCUUUUUAAUAGGGACUUUAGGAUAUGCCUGGAAAAACAUUCUCACAAUUAAUGGGAAGUGCUUGGCACUAUCAGGUAAAUAUAUUUGUAUCAAAAAUCCCUAAAGCGAAUGUGGAGAAUGCUUACCUCAUAAAUUCAGGAGUCCAGGAAUUAAUACAGGUAUAUGUUUAAAAUGAAAUUUAGUAAGUUAGUGACUUCCUUUAUUCAAGAAUAUUUAAUUGCCUAUUGUUUUCAUGGAAGGUUUACAGUAGACAGUCCAUAUGCUUGUGUAGUUCAUAAACCUUUUAAAAUAUCAAACACCCUAUGAUAUUCCGGUUCUGUUAAGAAAACAGGGUAGUGGCAGUGUUCAGAAUCACAGAGGUAGAGAAUGAUGGACAGAUCCUGGAAUUCAACUCAGGUUUGACUGACACCAAAGCCCUGCCAUCAAGAGCUAAAAUGCAUUAACAAGUUUUGGCACAUAUUUUUUAAAGUACGGUGUAAGAAAUGACUUAUCUGGUUUUUAAGAAAUAGCAGAUGAAGAAUGGAAUGUAAGAUUUCUGUGCAUAAAAGUAGCUCUUCAGUUCAACCUAUUUUUUUGCAGACAUAGCUGGUCCUUCCCUGCCUUCUCAGUCUUCAGAUCACUGUCAUUUACUUUUCAGCAGUGUCUCAGUAAAGGUAAGGCUUGCAUACUGGUUCUAUGCAAUAGUCUACAGAUUUUUAGGAGAUAUUUUGCCAAAAUACUUAGCAUGGUAGCAUCACUAUUAACUAGAAGCAAGGAUUUUUCACUUGAGCUUAAGUUUUCCCUUUAAGAAAAAUUUCUGAACUAUUUUAGGGAAGUAUUAUCUGCCUUAAAGGCACUCAUUGUGGAAGAAAGCACCUAAAGAACUUGAUUUGAAGAUUGCAAAUUACUAGCUUUUUUAACAUGCCACUAAAAGGCUGGAAGCUCUCAUCUGCCUUCCUGGAUACAUAAGACCUACAGAAGCUCCAUCAACAUCCAGGUAUACAGAUUAUAUAUUUAUAUAUAUAACAUAUAUAUUAUACAUCAUUCUCAGUGAAACAGUUCUUAAAAGCAAAUUAGGAAAAAAAAAUGUUAGCAAAGGUCAUACAAAUAAAACAUAUGCCUACGUUAGAAAGGCAUUGAGAGGAGGAGUGUUGAUGUUCCCCUUUCUGUAUUCCCUAAUACAAAGAAGCUAAGAUGUACUGGGAAAAACAUUAAGGUCCAUCUCUUAAAUUGCUUAAAACAUCAUCAAUAAAAAAAUCUGAAAAGCU